CCGGGAGCGGCGGGGCACUACCCCGAGGCGCCCCCCGGGCUCCCUCAGAGCCCCCUCCCAGCGGAGAGGCGGUGCUGGGUCCCCAGAGCGGCGGUGCCCGCCCGCCCCCGGUGCCUCCGCCCACAAGGCUGCGUUGGGCUUUGCACGGCCCAAAGUUAAAAUGUGUGAUGAUGGUGCCCCAGAUUGUUGGCGUAUUGGGGAGAAAUGCCUUGCCCCUUGUCUUGAAGAUGGAAAACUUCAGGAAGGAGUAAUAACCUCACUUGAAAAGGACAGGAAUGGAAAAUCGUUUGCUGUUGUAUUAUUCUUGGAGUCUGAAGAAAGGAAAAUAUUAUUAACUAAACUUUGCAGAGUCAAAGACAGUAGAGGACCCUGGAAAAGCUUAAUAUUUGAUGAUGUUGAUCUGGAAAAGCCAUAUUUUCCUGACCAAAAUCUUCCAUCUCCUGGAGUUGCUUUUAAAUUAUCAGACAGUGGCGAUUUUAUCCCAUAUACAAUUAACAGAUACCUGCGUGAUUAUCAAAGGGAAGGAGCCCAGUUUCUGUACAGACACUAUGCUAAUAAAAGAGGAUGUAUUCUUGGAGAUGAUAUGGGCCUCGGAAAAACAAUACAGGUCAUCUCAUUUUUGGCUGCAGUGUUGCACAAAAAGGGAACACGUGAGGAUAUUGAAAAUAAUAUGCCAGAAUUUUUACUGAGGACAAUGAAAAAAAAGGGCUCAAAUUGUAACCCGAAGAAGACUUUCCUCAUAGUGGCCCCUCUUUCAGUGCUGUACAACUGGAAGGAUGAGUUAGACACGUGGGGAUACUUUAAGGUCUCUGUCUUACAUGGCAGUAAAAAAGAUGAUGACAUGAGUCGUAUCAAGCAAGGGAAAUAUGAAGUUGCUCUUACAACAUACGAGAUACUUCGCCUGUAUUUGGAUGAAUUUAACAGUGUAGAAUGGUCUGCUGUGAUAGUGGAUGAAGCACACAGAAUCAAGAAUCCAAAGGCUCAAAUAACUCAAACCAUGAAGUCAUUAAAAUGCAGUGUUCGUAUAGGUCUUACUGGAACCAUUCUUCAGAACAAUAUGAAAGAACUUUGGUGUGUCAUGGACUGCUGUGAAGGUGAACCCUCAAUGGUGUAUUGUUCCCUGACUGAAUUCCAGAAAGCUGUCUACCAGGCUGUGCUGGAGACAGAUGAUGUAACCUUGGUGUUACGAGCAGGAGAGCCCUGUAGCUGCAACAGUGGCCGGAAAAGGAAGAACUGUUGUUACAAAGUAAAUGCACAUGGUGAAACAAUUAAGUCUCUGCGCUUCAGUUACCUGACGAUCCUGCAGAAGGUUGCCAAUCAUGCUGCACUGCUGCAGACAGACAACACGAGCAAGCAACAGGAAGCACAUAUCAAACGAGUUUGCAGCCAGGUAUUUUCCAGUUUUCCAGAUUUUGUGCAGUUAAGCAAAGAUGCAGCCUUUGAAACCAUUUCGGAUCCAAAAUACAGUGGAAAAAUGAAGGUCCUGCAGCAGCUUUUAAAUCACUUCCGAAAAAAUAAGGAUAAAGUUCUUCUUUUCUCCUUUUCCACAAAGUUGCUGGAUGUGCUGGAACAGUACUGCAUGGCAUCUGGGCUGGAUUAUCGAAGACUUGAUGGAAAUACAAAAUCAGAAGAUAGGAUCAGAAUUGUAAGAGAGUUCAACAACAUUCAAGAAAUUAACAUCUGUCUUGUAUCUACAAUGGCUGGUGGACUGGGUCUUAAUUUUGUGGGUGCCAAUGUUGUUAUACUGUUCGAUCCUACGUGGAAUCCAGCAAAUGAUCUUCAAGCAAUUGACAGAGCUUACAGAAUUGGCCAGUACAGACCUGUUAAAGUGUUUAGAUUGAUCUCCUUGGGAACUGUGGAAGAGAUGAUGUAUUUGCGACAAGUUUAUAAACAGCAACUUCACUGUGCGGUCGUUGGAAGUGAAAAUGCCAAGAGAUAUUUCGAGGCAGUGCAAGGAUCAAAGGAACACCAGGGAGAGCUUUUUGGGAUCCAUAACCUCUUCAAACUUAGGAUUCAUGGGUCCUGUCUUACCAAAGACAUCCUGGAGAGGGAAGGGCAGGUGGAAGCAGGAGUCAUGACAGCAACUACCUGGCUGAAGGAAGAGAGUGCUCCGUGCAGCUCAGAGAAGUAUGAACAAGCAGACUGUAAAGAAGAUGGAGAUCCCCAAAGUGCUCAGGCACAAUUAAACAGAGAAGAAAUAGAUUUUUGGGAUGACUUCAGUGAUGAUGAUAUUCUGGAAACUUCUGUGAAAAAAUGUGACAGAAGGAAGCCUUGCAAUGCAAAUAAUUUAAUGGUAGCAAAGGGUCAGCUUUCUUUAAUGCAGUGUGGAUUCUCUAAGUUGUUGCAGAGAGAAAUUGAAGCUACCUCAGAAGGGGAUGAUAAUUAUAAUUCUCAUCAGUGGCCUUCUGAUGAUCAGACUGUAAGAAAAAACAUAAAUAGCAAGCACAGUGAUUUUCAGAAAUGCCAAAGCAGUGUGCCUGUUUUGGAGCAUGGGAAAGCUGUUCUGGUAGCAGAUGGAACUGAUAAAAAAGAUAUGCAUGGUACAGACUGGCUUGAUUUCUCAGGCUCUGAGGAGGAAGGGGACAGAGAAAAUGAGGAUCAAGGCCUUUCCAAGCAACCUGAUACAGUCUUGGAGACUGCAAGUAGUUCUGAAGAGGGUGAUGAUGUCAUCUUUUCUACUCAAGUUCAAGCAGUGCCUACUAAAAAAGUUGAAAUACACAGGUCAACAUCUGGAAAUUGCAAAGAGUUAGCAAAAGAAAAAACUGGGUUUGUGUUUAAGGGAGCCAGUAGGCAGUUUGGGUUCCACAGUGUUGAGUCAUCUUUUGAAGACAUCAAGGAUGACCCAGGUUUGAAAGGAGCAAGUGACAUAAGUGAUGAAUCUGAUGAUAUUGAACUUUCCCAGGAUUCUGAAUCAAGAGAGCUAGAAUCUUUCAGCUUUCCAAAACACAAGGAAAGAUGUGCCCUUAAACAUGAACUCGAUAAUGUCUCCAAAUCUCUGCUACAAGCAAAGAAGCCCAGUAGGAAAGAAAAAGAAAGUGAUUCACAGAAUAUAGAUGAAUUUUCAUCCUGUGAAGAUGAUUUUCCAGCUGAGAAAACUGAGACCAGAAAGCAAAGCCAUAAGUGUAAAAGACAGAGAGGCAGAGUUCAGUUUGGGUCUAAAACACUGCAUCCUAUUCAAGAUACCUCUGUUGCACAAAUGGAGUCUGGCAGUUAUGCUGUGCAUAGAACUUCUGCAAGAAGAACUGAAUUUGAGCAUCAAGAGCAAAAAAUGGACUCAAUGGACAGAUAUUUAGAUGGUGUUCAAGAGGUGGCAUAUAUUCAUUCCAAUCAGAAUGUGGUGGGAUCCAGCAAGGCUGAAAAUCACCUGAGCCGGUGGGCAGUGCGAGACGUGUUUGAGUUGAAGCAGUUUUCCCAGCUUCCUGCUAAUGUUGCUGUCUGUAGUGCCAAGGAAAAUGAUGAAAACCCGGAAGACAACACUGCAGAGAAGAGCAUUAUUAAGGGAGGGCAAGAAAUGCUGAUGAACAGUAAGCAACAUCAUCUGUAUGUCAGGCAUCCUGUGACCCAGAGAAAGAAAAAAGUAUGCAGAGUAGGUUCAACCACCUUCUUGAUUGGAAAGACACCCAAAGGAAUACGCAGGACACAAUUUGAGGAAAUGGUAUCCCACUUUAAUAUGGGAUCAGUGAAGGACCUUGCAGAACAUAUUGCAAAAGCUACCUCAGAAACAAGGCAGAACAUGUUGAAGGAAUUCUAUGUUUCCAAGCAUCCAGAGGUGGAAUCUUUCUUCUCAGUUGAAAUACCAGUACGAGAUUUAUGUGACUGUGAGGGAGGAGAACUGGGUACAGCACAGUCUAGAAAAAGAAAAUCCAUUGUUAAUUUUGGAAGAUCAAAGUCUAGGCCUUCAUUGACUGAAGCACUUCUGAGCAGAACUACAGAGACACGGGCCCAGCAGACAUGUAAGGGAGGAGCAGAGAAGCUUCCCAAUGACUGCUGCUCACAAGAUGUGUUUGUUGAUGCAAAAUGUAAACAGUCACCCACUGUUGCUACUCAACAUAUUGAAAGGAGAAACAGUCAGGCAUUCAAGGAUUUUAUGGCAUCUGGCUCAUUAAACAGUGAAUCAGAGGUGCUGCCUGUCAAAAGUUGUGAAGGACAGCAGGACUCAGAGGGAACACAGCUGCCAAAAAAAAGAUCCCUGUCUCAGUCAGAAAACGGAGAGAGAAAAGCUCAGAUUUAUAAGCAAAAGUCUUUUACGGACUUACUUGGAGAUACCUCUAUUCUUAAUGACCUCUUCAGAAGUGAUGGAAAUGGGCCUGCAGGAUCACCAAGAAGAUUCUCUUCAGGGCAAGUAGAAAAAUCAAAGGGGAAACCAAAAGAUUUCUGGGAUAUGCUGAAUGAGCAGAAUGAGGAGAAGCUCAGCAAGCUCACGGACAUAGCAGUCAUACAGAAGCUGUGUGAAAGAGCACCUCGUUCCACAGUGGCAGAAGAGACAGAAGUGUGUGAAGGUUCUCUUUGGAAAAAAAAUGAAAAUUUUCUAUGGAAAAAAUAUGGUGCAGGUGAUUCAGAUGAACCGUCCAGUGCUAAAUCUUGUAAUGCAGUAAAAUGAAAGUUUGCACUUUAAUUAUUUUAGUUGAACAUUGAAGAACUUCAGCAGUAUGGAAUAAAACAUUGUAACUCCAUGAAAUUAAAGGCAAAAUGAUGAAUUCAUAUCUAUAGUGAGAGAGAAUUAUAUUUUACAGGUGUGAAUAUGUAUGUAACAACAUGCAAAUAUGUAUGUAAUUACAUAAUCAGUGUAUACAUAUGGGCAUAGUAAUGCAUAUAGACUACAUAUAUUGUUAGCUAUGAUAUAUUAAUUUUAAAUUAAACUUUUUUUAGAAUUUUCUGAGUGCA
Messenger RNA from Lepidothrix coronata (blue-crowned manakin), 4884 nucleotides. RefSeq names its product ERCC excision repair 6 like 2 (gene ERCC6L2). NCBI's taxonomy places the organism in Eukaryota, Metazoa, Chordata, Aves, Passeriformes, Pipridae. The coding region runs from base 161 to 4600 and encodes 1479 amino acids. The record is from RefSeq and is a predicted model, not a curated record. The transcript is spliced from 19 exons. Gene Ontology annotation, molecular function: ATP binding; ATP-dependent chromatin remodeler activity.